This is a messenger RNA of Macrosiphum euphorbiae (potato aphid), 651 nucleotides long. Lineage: Eukaryota; Metazoa; Arthropoda; Insecta; Hemiptera; Aphididae. The record is from the annotation of a GenBank genome assembly.
AUGGUCCUCUGGGGUCUAUCUAACCUUACUACGUUGCGAUUAAACGCCAUCGCUGCAUCUCAUAUCGGCGCCGCAUACAAUAACUUGCUUGUCACUACCGUUGCCAGGAGAGAUCUCUUAUUCUGCCUCGGGCCUCCGAUGUUGGGCAUAAGUCUGGAUAGGGCAGUUGACGUGGUCUGUGCCCUGUCCGCCGCCGAUUCCACAUGCGCCCUAAAGCCGAGAACCCUGUGGAGUUCAACACCUAGGUACCUAAUACUUUCUUUGACUUCAAUGUGGCUGCCUAAGAUUGAAAAGUUCGGCCGGCGGUAUCCCCUCUUCGCCGUCAGGAUGACUGCCUCGGUCUUCCUCACCGACAGAGAUAGACCAGCACCAAUCAUCCACUCGGCAACUUUAUUCAGAGCCUGGUUUGUUACCGUCUCUAGUAUCCAUGUUGUGUGGCCAGUUGCCACGACAGCCACGUCGUCUGCGAAGGCCACCAGUUCAGUGGACGACAUUUCGCGCGCAUUCCUCCACAUCCCUCCUGUGUCCACUUGGAGGAGCUCAUCAUACAUAAUGUUCCACAAGAGAGGCCCAAGCACGGAACCUUGUGGAACUCCGCACGUGGUAGGUGUUGAGUUUCCUCCGUGUACCACCGUCCGAUCACUUAGGUAG